AUGGAUUGGAUGAAAAACAAUGUUGAACCCGUCGUCCCCGGGACCUGUAUUUGUGGAAUUGUAGUCGGAAACGAGGUUCUAGGCGGUGGCGAUCAGGAACUCUGGGAGGUCCUGCUACCGUCGGUGAAAAACAUCCACACUGAUCUCGACCUCCUCCACCUAGCCGACGAUGUUGAGGUUUCAAGCCCACAUUCCGCUGGAAUAGAAGACGCGAAAACGAAAUUACAUUAUGAUAACAUGUUCGAAGCACAAAUCGAUGCCACUUACACUGCUUUGGAAAAAGCUGGAUUUGAGAAGAUGGAGGUUAUAGUAUUGGAAACCGGAUGGGCUUCAAAUGGUUAA
Molecule: messenger RNA, 342 nt
Organism: Lactuca virosa
Lineage: Eukaryota; Viridiplantae; Streptophyta; Magnoliopsida; Asterales; Asteraceae
Source: the annotation of a GenBank genome assembly